CUCCCGGAGCGGCGGGGGGUGGGGAGGAGGCGCUAUGGCCGACGUGUUCCCGGGCUCCGAGCCCGGCGCCGACCCGGAGGCGGCGCGGCGCUUCGCUCGCAAGGGCGCCCUGAGGCAGAAGAACGUGCACGAGGUGAAGGAGCACAAAUUCAUCGCGCGCUUCUUCAAGCAGCCCACCUUCUGCAGCCACUGCACCGACUUCAUCUGGGGAUUUGGGAAGCAAGGAUUCCAGUGCCAAGUUUGCUGUUUUGUGGUUCAUAAGAGGUGCCAUGAAUUCGUUACCUUCUCCUGUCCUGGGGCUGACAAGGGGCCCGACACUGAUGAUCCCAGAAGCAAGCACAAGUUCAAGAUCCACACCUAUGGGAGCCCCACCUUCUGUGACCAUUGUGGGUCUCUGCUCUACGGGCUCCUGCACCAGGGGAUGAAAUGUGACACCUGUGAUAUGAACGUCCACAAGCAAUGUGUGAUAAACGUCCCAAGCCUCUGUGGCAUGGACCACACAGAGAAGAGAGGAAGGAUUUAUCUGAAAGCUGAAGUCACUGGUGACAAACUGGAAGUGACAGUGAGAGAAGCAAAAAACCUCAUUCCCAUGGAUCCAAAUGGACUUUCAGAUCCUUAUGUCAAACUGAAGCUCAUCCCAGAUCCUAAGAAUGAAAGUAAACAAAAAACAAAAACCAUCCGUUCUACCCUGAAUCCGGACUGGAAUGAGUCAUUCACGUUUAAAUUAAAACCCACAGACAAAGAUCGCCGGUUAUCCGUGGAGGUCUGGGACUGGGAUCGAACCACCAGGAAUGAUUUCAUGGGGUCGCUCUCUUUUGGAGUGUCAGAGCUUAUGAAAAUGCCAGCCAGUGGAUGGUACAAGCUGCUGAAUCAAGAGGAGGGUGAAUACUACAACGUUCCCAUUCCAGAUGCUGAUGAAGAUGGAAAUGCAGAGCUCCGACAGAAGUUUGAGGACUGUCAUGUAAAUAUCCACUUCUUCAAGAAAGCCAAACUUGGGCCAGCUGGUAACAAAGUCAUUACUUCAACAGAAGACAAGAACUCAAGUGUGCCAUCCAACAAUCUGGACAGGGUGAAGCUGACAGAUUUCAACUUUCUCAUGGUUCUUGGAAAGGGGAGCUUUGGGAAGGUGAUGCUGGCGGACAGGAAGGGCACAGAGGAGCUCUAUGCAAUCAAAAUCCUGAAGAAAGAUGUGGUGAUCCAGGAUGAUGAUGUGGAGUGCACCAUGGUUGAGAAACGAGUCCUGGCACUGCAGGAUAAGCCCCCGUUCCUGACACAGCUCCACUCUUGUUUCCAGACAGUUGACCGGCUGUAUUUUGUGAUGGAGUAUGUCAAUGGUGGGGAUCUCAUGUAUCACAUCCAGCAAGUAGGAAAAUUUAAGGAGCCACAAGCAGUGUUCUAUGCAGCUGAGAUCUCAAUUGGGUUAUUCUUUCUCCAUAACAGAGGGAUUAUUUAUAGAGAUCUGAAAUUAGAUAAUGUGAUGUUGGAUUCAGAAGGACACAUUAAAAUUGCUGAUUUUGGAAUGUGCAAGGAGCACAUGUUAGAUGGAGUAACAACCAGGACCUUCUGUGGCACUCCAGACUACAUUGCACCAGAGAUUAUUGCUUACCAGCCCUAUGGGAAGUCUGUGGAUUGGUGGGCGUAUGGUGUGCUGCUCUAUGAGAUGUUGGCUGGCCAGCCUCCAUUUGAUGGGGAAGAUGAAGAUGAACUGUUCCAGUCCAUAAUGGAGCACAAUGUUUCCUACCCAAAAUCACUGUCCAAAGAAGCAGUCUCCAUCUGCAAGGGGCUAAUGACUAAACAUCCUGCAAAACGCCUUGGCUGUGGCCUGGAAGGUGAAAGAGACAUCAGGGAACAUGCUUUCUUCAGGAGAAUUGACUGGGAGAAAUUGGAGAACAGAGAGAUUCAGCCACCUUUCAAACCUAAAGUGUGCGGCAAAGGGGCUGAAAACUUCGAUAAGUUCUUCACACGAGGACAGCCGGUGUUGACGCCUCCAGAUCAGCUGGUCAUUGCCAACAUAGACCAAACAGAUUUUGAAGGGUUCUCUUACGUCAACCCCCAGUUCGUGCACCCCCUUGUAGAAAAUGUAGCAUGAGACAGCAGAACAAAUCCCGCCGUGGGGGAACAGCUGUAACCCUACAAUUUUUAGGCUUUCGCCUCGUUGAUUCCAUUUGGCCCUGGAAAUUGUAGGGUUAGAGGGCGGAAGAUGAGGGAAGGGCCACUUAGUCAGGAUUUGGGCUUUGCAGCAGCAAUGUUGUCUUAAGAGGAGAUAAAUUAGUGUACGGUGCCCACUUUUUCUUCUAGAAGUCGCCACUGACUUGUCGAAACUUACCCAUGUUUUGGUACAUUCUAUAUUUUGUAACUUCCCACUGUCCUUUUGCUCCCUUUUCCACUCCGUUGUGUUGGAAAAACAUCUGACACAGGAUGGUGGUCCGAACCAGAAGUCACCUCAAGUAUUUAUUCCUUGGGGGCGGAUGCUGGGAGGUGGGAGCUCCUCCCUGCACUCCCGGGGACUUCAGGGGCAGCGCCAGAGACUGAGCAGGGUCAGCUCCGGGGGGGAGAGGCAUUGCAAAAACAUCACUGAAAGUGUUUGCAAAAUGUGGCAGGAGAAAAAAAAAAUACUUGGGAAUGGGUGGGGAGGGGGAUGAAAUCAAAUUAGACCCCAAGGCUUGGCAAACCGUUCCUGUAAAAUCCCAAAGAAAAGCGCUGGGGUGGUGGCCACGUCUCUAGGAUUUGUGCUAGGAGGAGCAUGUGAUAAACUUGAGGGUGAAAUUUUGUCUUUAAUAAUAAUAAUAAUAAUGAUAAUAGUAAUAAUUUUAAUAAUACUUUUGUGAAUUUUUAAUCUCCAUGAGAUUAUUCUGUGAUCCAGGGUGCCAUUGUCUGUUCAGUUGGUUUCAUUUACACCACUCCUCAAGUUUACUGUUAACUGGUUCUAAUACCAAUAUUUUACUAUGAAAUUUAUUAACCUGGAAUGUAAAACAAAACUGUAAUUCCUUAUAUCUUAUUUACAUGUGUUUAUUUAUAGUCUGCAGUGUAGGACAGUAAAUUGAAGAAAUCAUCAUGUAUACUAAAUUAACAAAAAAUGCAGCCCCAAGUGACUUCCUGAUUUCUCCAGAAUAACUCAUGAAAAUCAAGUGAGAUUUAGUCUUAAAUAAUCAGUUUUAAUUCAGAAAACUUUGGGCUGUAGAAUAAUCAAGCCUGAAAGAAGCAGCACCUAAAACUCGUUUUAUUGAUAGAAUGGAAUUUAAUACGUUUUACAUAUGCUUCAUGCAAUGAAUUUUGCAUGUUUAGUAAUAACUCUUAAUAAUAAGGGUUAAUAAAUAAUAAGCAGAUCUAUAUUAUUGACAUAAUCGUAUCAAGCAUAAAGAGUAUUAUAAAAAUUUUAUAAAACAACUUGUGCUUUAUUUGUGAAAGUUCUUGUUCCAUUUAGAUUUAGCUCAAUGUUUUCUUGCUAUUGUUUUGAUUUUUAUUUUAGGUUUUAAAUAUUGUUACUGGCUUAGGGUAUAAUCUCUUUUUUUAAAAGUAGAUAUACUUUUAAACAAUAAUUGCUACCUGCAGGUUUUAUACAAGGUUCAAUUAGGCUUUCAUUUCACAUCUGCUUAUUACUUGCAGAGAAGGAAAUAGACUUUAUUUGCAAUGAUGAACACUGUAAUUAAUGCAAUCUUCUCCUCUCCUAUCACUUAGAUAAAAAAUUUUGAUAUUUCCUCUUAAUACUUACCAGAAGAUAUUAACUCGAAUAUCAGUAAAUAAUGUUUUGUGCAUAUUUGGGUUUUGUUACAGCAUGUAAAAUAGUAGUUGGUGCAUUUCCCUUUUUUUUUCCUCUCCUGCCUUGAUCCCAUUAGCAGCCACAGGCACUUUUUGUCUGUCAGAUGUGCAUGAUGAUGCCAGAAGCAUGAUGUCUCUGUUGCUGCAUGCAGACUGGGUACAAUUUUUCCAGCAUGUAAACAUAUUGAAAAAGUAAGAUAUUUGCCAUAAAAUACUUCAAUUUAUACUGGAAUAUGUAAUGGGGUGGGGUGGGAGGGGAACCUACUUUCUAAUCAUCUUUUAUGACAAUAAAACAUGGAACCUGUGCCAAAGAUUCUGUCAGAAAGAUCCAAUCCUGCCAGAGGGGAGGGCUGGCCCUGGGGGGUGGCCUGGGCGAGCUGGGCAGUUGUUGAGGGAGACGUGGUUGGAUUGAAGGGUGACUGUGUCGAGCUUCUGCACCUGCAGGGCCCUUGGGAAACGCAGCUUUGGGGCCAGGAGGUGCAGUUUCCACACUCCAGAAGUCCAAUUGUUGCCCUGUCUCAGUCCUUUUGGACCCCCAGCUCCCACGAGGGGCAUCUUGGAGUGAUCAAAGCCUGACAUUUCCAAGGUGUGGCUCAGCAGGGGCGUUGGCCAGCUGACAGGAACUCAGGUCAUUGCCUAAACAAACAGGACUCCAAACUUUUCAAACAUUUUAGGAGUAAGAUUUUUAAACUGUUCUGUGUCAAAUAUGUUGUCAUCCAAGACUGGGAGUUCAUUUUCUCCUUUGUGUAUUAUGUACUUCAAAAAUGAUGGUAUUCACCAUAAAGCAUGUGGCCUGAUGCAGCAUUCAUGACUUCUUUUCUUUUUUUUUUUUUUUUUCCUGACUAUUAUUAGCCUGGCAAUGAUUAGUAAAAUGCUGUAGAAGACGAUAGAUUGAAUUAAGAUAUUAGAUUACUGAGUCUCAAAUUUGAAUAAAGAAGGGGCUCUCAGCUAUGCCAGUCUGCCAAGAGGUGCCACUGUGCUUGUUUUUAAAAUGUGAAGUGAAAAAGACACUUCUGAAAAAGGAAAAUACAGGGAGAAAUACCAGUAUACAGGUUUGGGGAGUGAGCAAAGAAGAACAAGGGCAGAAUUGAACCAAGCCAGAAACCAGGCAGGAGCUCCCCUCCAGGGUAGAUGUUGCCACAGUUCUGUUUUCCUGAUGAAAUCUGAAUUUUCCAAGGAAGUCCCAUUGCUGGCACAGCUGUGACAGUUGGUGCUGUUCACACCAGGACACGGUGUCACAGGGCUGCUCUGACACUGGGACAGAGCUGUUCAUUUUCUGGCUACUUUUCAUACCCAAUUUCUUCAGCCCUUGUGUUUGUCUCCCAGUUUUUCUGAUGUAGAAGCAGAAAUUCCUCUUGAGCGUCGUUACCUGAGGUCUCCAGGCCUGUGACAGACGUGCUGCCUUCUGGAGGUUUCUAAAACACUUAGGAAAAGGUACUGUGAACUCAUGGAUCCUGCAGGAGCCAAGCAGGGCUGGAUAAAGCAGGGAUUUGUUGUGCUACCCCUCUCUGCUCUUCCUGAUGCCCUCACAUGCUCUGACCUUUCCUGAGAACUCCCACUGGCUGCUCAGAAUCCAGAAAUUUACCAUGGCAAGGAAAACCUGAAGAAUCCAGCCAGAACUUUCAUAUCUUUUUAGAGACAGAUGUUAUUUAUAUAAUAUUUUUCACAAGAUUUGGUUUUCUAGAGAACAUGUAUCAACAGAAGGAGAGGCAUUAGAGCUGCUUCUCUUUCACUUGUGUUUGACAGCAACUGUAAUCCCAACACCCACACCGGGACUACACCAAGAUUCCCAAAAGGCAAAUUGAAAAUUGUGCUGCUCUGAAGCUGGGCUGGAAGUUUUGGGAGCUGUAAUUAAAAAUUGUAUUGCACUGAAGCUGGGCUGGAAGUUCUGGGAGCUCUGUUCCCAUCCCUGUGCUUGAGUCCCAGAUGGUUCCAGGGCAGCCCCAUUCCUGCUGGGAGAGUCACAGGUUUGCCAUAUAAAACUUCCUAGGGGUUUUCAGGGAUCAAACAGGACUUAACUGGCUCCUAGGCAAAUUCUGUCAUUAUUCAGGCAUCUGGAUGCUUUUGUGCACCUUUGAGUGACCAGAGCAGGGUGGUGGGAUUCCAGGACAACCAUUUCACCCACCAACCAGGCUCGGUGCUCUGAGCAAGGUUGGACAUAUGUGAGAAGGAGAAAGCACAUUCCCAUGAUAAAAUAGUUCUCAUUAGUCCUAUUUGGAGGAGAACUGCAAUUUAGCUUUCUGAUUCUUCAUUAUUUCCAGAAAUACAAUUGAAUUCCCUUUUACAAACUGAAGAAGGUUCUUCUGGAAAUCAGCUGCUAGUUUAAAAAAACUCAUCACGUCUGAAUGCUGCUUUGAAAUCCUGUCUUUUGGGGUGAAUCCAAUUCAGUAAUGCUGGGCUUCUAUAAAAUUAAUAAGGUUGAGCAAGAGAGGAACUUGUCUCCUAGCUGGCAAGAUGACACAUCCAAGGGUGGAGUGGUACCAGUUGAAAAGUGUUUUCUGAGCCAGUGCCUCUGGAUGCAGUCCCAGUUAAAUGCCAUAGGAGACACAUGCAGUGAGCAGGGGGGACAGAUCCUCCUUAUUGUGCAAAGCAUAGCUUUGGAAAUAAUUAGUAAUAAUAAUAAUCCAAUAAUAAAGCUUUGAUACAAGUAGAAAGCAUAUCUACAGUAUAUUGAGUUUACAGUAGGCGUUUGGACCUGCCAGGAAACUUCUGGAAAUAUUUAAUGUGAUUUUCAGUUCUUUUAGUCAUUAGCAUAAGUUGUUGCACAUAGGGGUUUUGUCUCGUUGCAGACGUGAGCGUGGGCUGUGUUUGAUGUGUCCCCUCUGUAGGUGGGCACUGAGCUGCCAAGUAGUCAAAAAGUAGACAAGCUAAAAAGCACUUUUUUCCCUCAGCCCCUCACUCGUAGACGGGAUGUGAAAUAGCUGAGUUGCAGAAAUAAGCAAGAUUUGACUCCAUAAAGAUGCGUGAUUCCCUCACCGUGCCAGUAACAAUUGGGAAUUAAAAAGCCUUAUCAUGGAUAAUGAUCAUGCACUACAGCCCUCCUGUUCCCAGGAAAUCCUUCAGAGGGAGAGGCCACUUAACCUCUCUGCCUCACUUACCUCACCUGCAGCAUGGGGGUAAUAACACUGACUGACCCCACAGGGAGGGCUGAGGACUUCUUAGGCAAUGUUUCUAAUUCACUUUUAACCUGAAAAGAGUUGUGUACGUAUUAUUAUAAUUUUUAAUAUUAAAUCAGCUUCUUGGAUUCACAUGGUACUGCUGGCUAUGCCAUGCUGUUUCUACUUUUUUAUAGAACUUUAGUAAUUCUGCUGAAACCGUUUGAAGAGAAAUAAAAUCAGAUCUGAUACGUUUCUUACAGAAUCUGGAGUGCAGCUUUUGUACCUGGAGUCAGGGUGUGGCGGGGAGUGAUGCUUGCUGAUUGUCUAGGUCAGCUGCACUUAGCUCUUUUCCAGCUACUGAGAUUUUUAUGUGCAAUUUAAAAAUUCCGUGUGGAUGGAAGUCUUAACAGAACUAAAAAUUGGAGGGGGAGAUUCCCUUUGGGUAAAUAAAGUCAGCACAGCUUUUUUCUAGUUUUUACUGACUCCUGCUGAAGGAGGAGCUCUGUUCUUUGUGCAGCUGGUUUGUCCAUGACAGGUCAAUAUUUUCUGUUGAUAUUUUAAUGUAUUUCUGUGUUGUAAAUCUGUCUUUGUGCUUCUUUUUUUUUUCUUUGUCUGUGACACGGUAGUUCAAAUUUAAAAGAAAACUGCUCCAGAAGCUGGUUUUUUUUUCUUCCACUGAUGUCAGUUGACCUAAAUAAAUAAAUUAAGUCUGUUAAUGAUUUGAAACACUGCAGGAUAAGUAGCAACAACAUUGACACAGCUGCCAUUGAAGCUCAUUUCUCACUCUGGUUACAUUGGACACUCUGCAGCUGAUGUUUCAUUCCUUUUAUAAUUAUUAAUGACAGGAACGUUUAAUAGAAAGGAAGAUGAUGUUCAUGAUCUUUACAAACAUUUUCCUGAGAACUGUUUGAAUUUCUUUUCCUUCUCUCUGAACCCCUUGAGGUGACACUGUCCAGAGUUCCUUCCAGAGCUUCACAAACUCCUGGCUUAAAAAUCUUAAAAUUAACAAACCAAAACCACUACAGCUUCCGAGGCACCCAGGAACCACAGAGCUCCCUGGGUGCUGAAUGCUUGGCCAACAGCCCCAAUUCACUGAAAAUAUUAAUUUUAAAUAAAGACAAUUAUGUGUUUGUACCCACUGUUGGCCUUGGAGUAUAAAAACAAUGUUCUUGCAGCGGUAAUAAAAAUUUAAUCUAUGGCUUGUUCCCCAAACCUUUAAUUUGUUCUUUCCCAUGUUAUCAAAAUGUAUGUAAAAAAAAAAAAUUCAACAACAUGAAGCUCUUUGGCUCUUUGUAAAAUGUGCAUUUCUCAACACUCUGUGGUUUUGCACAACAAUACAGAGAACACCUGAAACUUCUCAAAUGACUGUAUGUUGCUUAAUUUUUUUUUAAACAUUAAGUAAUCCCACCUUGAACUCAAUAAUAUUUUUAAUAUUAUUUUAAGACCCAGAUGUUGUAUUUAUAUAGAGGACAACAUUAUUUAUUUUCAUAAUACUUAUCUGCAAGAUGCUACCAGAAAAUUUGGAGAGGUCAUGCAUUUUUCAAAAGAUUUAAAAAAAAACCCCAACCAUUGGAAGUGUAGUGGGCAAGACUGAUGUACAAAUUCCAGCAUCUUUUGUUUGUUUGUUUGUUUGUUUCAUAAUUCACAGUAUCUUCAAUCUUUGUUUGCAUGAAAUGCUUUUGUUAAGUAUUAAUUGUAGUUUCAAAGCAAGUGUGUAUGAAUAAAAAUACUGAUCAUUA
Messenger RNA from Vidua macroura (Pin-tailed whydah), 8596 nucleotides. RefSeq names its product protein kinase C alpha (gene PRKCA). Gene Ontology annotation, biological process: protein phosphorylation. Gene Ontology annotation, molecular function: diacylglycerol-dependent serine/threonine kinase activity; zinc ion binding; ATP binding. The transcript is spliced from 18 exons. Lineage: Eukaryota; Metazoa; Chordata; Aves; Passeriformes; Viduidae. Bases 35 to 2089 code for a protein of 684 amino acids. The record is from RefSeq and is a predicted model, not a curated record.